AUGACGAAAUCUUUUCUGAAGGAUAUCUUAGUAGAUGAAUUUCGAGCAUCAAAGAAGAAGAAGACUACAGUUGAUGUCCAAGGUCUGCUCCAUCUGGAAUAUGGUAUUGAUCUCACGUAUAGUCAGGCAUACCGUGGUUUAAAUUUCACUAAAGAGUUUCUUUGGGGUGAUGAAAUCAAGUCUUAUUCAGACCUUCUUUGGUAUAAAUAUUCAAUUGAACGUUAUAAUCCUGGUAGCGUCGUCAAGUUUGAGUAUGAUGGUGAAACGAAGCAGUCUCAGAGGUUUUUUGUUGAUUUUGAAGCUUCUAUUACUGUUUUCAAUAAGUACUGUCGUCCGUUGUUGUUUAUUGAUUGUACUUUCCUCACUGGGAAGUUUAAGGGAGGUCUUAUGAUUGCUUGCAGAAAAACUGGUAACCAAGAGAUCUAUCCAGUUGCAUUUGGAAUAGUUCCCUGUAAAAAUUGUGCCAGUUGGGAAUGGUUCUUAACCAAUUUGAAGGGUAUUAUCAGUGAAGACCGCCCACUAACCAUCAUAUCAGACCGUGGAGCUGGCCUUUUGAAGCAUGUCCCUCUUGUCUUUCCAAAAGCUUUCCAUUCUUUCUGUUUGUACCACAUGAAAGGUAAUGUUCCUGUUCCAGAGGAAAAGAGUAGGAAAACUGCUGUGAAGCUUUUUGAAGAGUGCUACACUGCGUCAACAAAUGAGAAGUUUUAUGUUGCUGCCAAGACUAUGAGCAAUCUGAAGCUGGAUUCAGUUAUUGAUUGGAUGAUAAAAAUUUCAUUCCAGAACUGGGCUGCUCAUGCGUUUCUAGGAGAAAGGUUUGGUGAGAACACAUCAAACAUUGUUGAGAGUUUUAACAGUGUGAUUAAGCAUGAUAAGAGGCUUCUAGCACUUGAGCUUCUUGAUUCUAUUCGUGCAUAUGUAAUGGAGCAGAACUACAAGAGGAAGGUGGAGUCUGGUAAGUGGACUGGAAAGCUUACUUCCCGGAUGGAGGCUAAGCUCAACAAGAGGGUGACUGAUUGCCGUUUUUACAAGUUCUGGAGAUCAAGUGAUAAAGUUUUUGAGAUUGGGCCAGAUGAACCUUACAAGUACAUCAUACCAUAUUAUACCACCGAGUACUAUAGAGGUCUGUAUACUCGUCCUAUCUAUCCUAUUCCCGACAGUGAGAGGCCGCCUAAAAUCAAUGAGGAAGGUUAUGUUUUGCCUUCCAAUGGCGAUCGUGAGUCAGCUGGAAGGCCAACUACUUCAAGGUAUAGGGGAUGUCGAGAGAAAGUUCGCAAGAAUAGGAAGUAUGGUCAGUGUGGAAGACUUGCCUUCCACAACCGUCGUAGAUGUCGCAGAGCUCCUUUGGCUCCUCGUGCACCAGUUUUCCGCAAGGAGUCUAACUCCAGAAUGAUCAACUUCUUGAGGAGGAUAUUGUUCUGA
Papaver somniferum (opium poppy) is the source of this 1419-nucleotide messenger RNA. RefSeq lists its product as uncharacterized. The record is from RefSeq and is a predicted model, not a curated record. The transcript has 3 exons. The coding region runs from base 1 to 1419 and encodes 472 amino acids. NCBI's taxonomy places the organism in Eukaryota, Viridiplantae, Streptophyta, Magnoliopsida, Ranunculales, Papaveraceae.